CCGGGUUUCUUCCUGCUUUCUCGCGAUCGGUUUGCUAUAAGAUGCAGACGACAAGAACAUGGACGCUUCUUACAACGUGAAUCGAUGAGCCUCAUACGACUUGUACAAUUUCUUCUAGUUGUGGUUUUGACAAUCGUACGGACCGUCUGCGGCGUUCCCGGGGUUUCCGUUGUCUCCAACACCCUACUUGAUCCUCAAGGCAUCUUCUUCGUCUCCUACGACGGGGUGGUUAAUGUGAACUCGUUCCAGCAGUCUGCCGUUAUUGCAUUCGGCAAUUUUCAGUAUGCUGCGUGGUAUACAGCCUCCGGUACUGCAGUCAUCGGACGAAGGACUCUUCCCUCUGGAUCAUGGACGACGCUUCAGUUGCCGCAUAAACUAUCCACCAGCGACAGUCACAACGUUAUCUCACUUGGAAUCUCGCCUUCGGACGGAGUUAUUCAUGUUGCGCUGGAUUGCCACAGCACGCAGCUGUACUACACCAGAUCCGAGGCAAACCUGGCCACUAGUGGAGCAAGUUGGGUUGCAAGUCGGUUUGGAACGAUCACCAACAAUCUAGGAAACUUAAAUAUAGGAAGUCAGAUAACCUACCCUCAAUUUGUCGUUACGCCAUCCAAUCUCUUGCAGUUCGUUUUUAGAACGGGAGUGUCCGGAAACGGAGCAACCCAGCUCGCUGAGUACAUUUCAGGUGCUUGGAACAAUGUCGGCUCGUGGGCCUCAGCAACUGGGACAUACACAGCGCCUAGUGGCGCAACAAGCACCUUGAGGAAUCUUUAUAUCCAUGGCUUCACCUACCAUGGUACUCGCGCAUAUGUCACGGGAACAUGGAGAGAGCAGAAUGGAGCGGUAGCUUGCAGCAGCUCGGGGUUGACGAAUCACGAUACUGUCUACUUUUACUCGGAUGACUCUGGCCGCACAUGGUUCAACACUGCCGGGACCAAAGUUGGUACCUCCGGUAGUAGUCCAAUAAAUGUCAACACCGCCGGCAUCAUUGUCGACUCGCUCAAUGCGGACCACGCCCUCAUGAAUCAGGAAUCGCAGACUGUCGAUUCAGCUGGCCGCAUCCAUUCAAUCAUCUCCUACGUUCCAGGCCGCUUUACCCAAUGCGUGCCAGACUACGAAACCGGCCGGCCGCAAUGGGCCCAUGCAUUCCACCUGUACCAAGCCGCCAACGGAAGCUUCAUCAAAUUCGAAAUCCCUUAUUAUAUCCAAUCUGUCGGACGCUCCCAAAUCGUGCUUGACUCGCAGGACAACGCUUAUGUGUUCAUGCCAUUCCUCCGCGUAGCCACCGCGAGCAAGUCGAGUGGGUAUACCGACUGGGCCAUGGCAUACAACGGGACUGCGGCUGGCCUUGAUGUCUUUGGUGAAGUUACGUUGGACAGGGCACGGGCAGGAAAUGGCUUGGUGUCAGUGCUUUAUCAGGUUUCCAGUACAGGAACGACACCGUCCUCAGUCCAUCUCGUCGAUUUCAAGCUUGGUGGCUGA
This is a messenger RNA of Mycena indigotica, 1482 nucleotides long. RefSeq lists its product as uncharacterized. The transcript is spliced from 8 exons. NCBI's taxonomy places the organism in Eukaryota, Fungi, Basidiomycota, Agaricomycetes, Agaricales, Mycenaceae. The coding region runs from base 85 to 1482 and encodes 465 amino acids. The record is from RefSeq and is a predicted model, not a curated record.